AUGGGAGAUCCACAUCAUUUGGAGUGGCUUUCCCGUCUUUCUUUUCUAAAGUACCUUAACUUGAGUGGUUUGGGGUUUUCAUAUGAAUAUAAGGCUAUGAUCCAAACUCUUAAUAGCCUCCCAUCACUAGAGGAAUUGCGCUUGCAUAACUGUGGCCUUUCAAGUGCCGAUCUUAAUAUUUCUUUUGUAAAUUUCACAUCUCUUAGGGUGCUUGACCUCUCCGACAAUGACUUGAAUUGCACAUUACCUCACUGGGUUUUCAAUCUUAAAAAUCUGGUUCACCUUGACCUAAGUGGCUCCAAUCUAUGUAGACAAUUUCUUGAUGGAAUUGUUGAUUCUCUUGAACACCUGGAUUUGUCACACAACGGGAUUGGAGGUCGCCUCUCAAGUAAUUUGGGAAAGUUAUGCAAUCUGCGGAAUUUGAAACUGAGUCAUAACGCCAUUAGUGGUGAAAUAACAGGUUUUGUCAACACUUUGUCUGCAUGCUCCAACAACAGCUUAGAGACACUGGACUUGGGAUCCAAUGCAUUCAUGGGAAAUCUACCGGGCACUUUGGGAUAUAUUAAGAGUCUAAAAGUUCUUCAGCUGCAGAAUAACCCAUUCCGAGGUUCCAUUCCGGAAUCCAUUGGAAACUUAACGUCUGUGGAGCAAGUUUUCCGGUGCAGAAAUGAAAAGAGUCUCAUCCCAGAAAGUCUCGGACAGCUCUCCAAGCUUGUUGUGCUAGAUAUCUCAAACAACCCAUGGGAAGAUGUCAUAACUGAAGCUCAUCUCAUGAAUCUUUCCCGCUUGGAGGAGUUUUCUAUCAGUAAUGAACUCCAUAACAUUUCAGUGGUUUUCAAUAUAAGCUCUAAUUGGAUACCUCCUUUUAAACUCCGACACCUCAUCAUCAAAUCAUGCCAACUAGGUCCUAAAUUUCCAACUUGGCUUCAAAAUCAAAAUCAGCUCAUCACAUUGGUACUAAAAAAUGCUAGCAUUUUCGACAUCAUACCUCAUUGGUUUUUCCAAUUGGAUUUGCAACUUCAGACGCUAGAUUUUGUUCAUAAUAAAAUUUUUGGCAGGGCGCUAAACAAAUUAAGGUUCUUUCCUGGUUCAACCAUGGAUUUGGGUUCAAACCAAUUUGAUGGCCCUCUCACACUGUUUUCAUCAAACAUUUCCACAUUGUCGUUAAAUAACAAUAUGCUUUCUGGAUCAAUCCCUUCUGACAUUGGCAAAGCAAUGCCCAUGUUAACAUAUUUAGAUAUCUCUUGGAACUCACUCAAUGGAGGCAUUCCAUUGUCCAUAAGUAAUCUAACUGAAUUGACAUCCUUCAACAUCUCUAAUAAUCAUUUAUCCGGUGAAGUUCCUGAUGUGUGGAAACAUAAGUUACCGUUGAUUGUUUUGGAUGCGUCAAACAACAUGCUUUCUAGAACAAUCCCCAAAUCAAUCAGUUUUCUACAAAUGCUCACUUUUUUGCUUCUGUCUAACAACAAUUUUUCUGGAGAAUUUCCUUCCUGCUAG
Messenger RNA from Ziziphus jujuba (common jujube), 1497 nucleotides. RefSeq names its product receptor-like protein EIX1. The transcript has a single exon. Gene Ontology annotation, molecular function: protein binding. NCBI's taxonomy places the organism in Eukaryota, Viridiplantae, Streptophyta, Magnoliopsida, Rosales, Rhamnaceae. The record is from RefSeq and is a predicted model, not a curated record. Bases 1 to 1497 code for a protein of 498 amino acids.